AUUCGUUGGUGUUUUCAGUUCUUUAGCAGAAGCAGAAGUCGUGGCAAUUAAGUUUUGAAAAGUAAACAGCAACAUGGAUAAUUCUUUAAGUGAUUAUUUUAAAGAUCGUGAAAUUUUUAUAACUGGAGGAUCAGGUUUUCUUGGGAAAGGAUUGAUUGAGAAACUUUUGCGUUCCUUCAAUGUUAAAAAGAUAUUUGUGCUUUUGAGAGAGAAAAAAGGUCUUGAUCCAAAUGAACGUUUAGAAAAACUUAAAUUGGAUAAGAUUUUCGAAGUCCUGCAAAGGGAAAAACCCACAGAAUUCAAUAGCAAAGUCGUUGUCAUACCCGGCGAUGUUUCCCAACUUAAAUUAUCUUUGACAUAUGAAACAAUAGAGCUCUUACAAAAUGUAUCUAUAGUUAUACAUUCAGCAGCUACAAUACGAUUUGAUGAACCUUUGAAAACCGCAAUACUCAUUAAUGUUCGUGGCACACGGGAAGUCCUUCGAAUUGCUGAAAAACUACCUAAAUUAAAAAUAUUCCUACACAUUUCCACACUAUUUAGCAAUUGUAAUUUGAAAUUUAUUGACGAAGAGAUAUAUCCAGCUCCAGCGGAUUGGAAGAAUUGCAUUCAAAUUGCUGAACAAACUAAUGAUGAGGACAUGGCUAUUCUUUCUAAAAAAUUCAUCAAAGGAUUUCCAAAUACCUAUACAUUCACAAAGUCUCUAUCCGAGCAUGUUGUAAAUGAUUUUCAUGAAACCAUUCCUGCAGUUAUUAUUCGACCUUCAAUAGUUUUAUGUGCACUUUUCGAUCCAGUUCCAGGAUAUACUGAUAACGUAUCUGGAUCAACGUCAGUUGCUGUUGCUGGAGGAACAGGUCUUUUAAGGACGUUCCUUUGUGACCCUGAAAUGACUCCAAACCAAAUAUCGUUGGAUGUUGUGAUAAGAAUAGCUAUUCUCUCAGUUUGGAAAGCUGCCAGCGAAGACAAAGAAAGAAUGCCAUUUAUUUGCAAUAUUUCUGGAGAAAUAUUUCCCGACUUCAGUAUUAGAAAGCAGUUGGAGAUUUUGGAAACAAUUUGGAAACACAUACCAUAUGACAAAAUGUUUUGGAAACCUUCGGUGUACCCAACAACUUCACCAAAAAUUUACUUUAUUAGGUUUAUUAUAACUCAACUUAUUCCGGCUGUCAUUAUGGAUUCAGGCUUAUGGUUAAUUGGAAAACAGCCAGUUUUAGUUAAAUACCAAAGAAUUAUUUGUAAUGCUAUGAGAGGAUUUAAUUUCUUCUUAUCAACUCCAAUUGAAGCAGGUUUUUCUAAUUUGACAAAUUUAACAAUUGAAUCUAAGAAAUUUCCUGGAUUUGAAGCAAAAGAUACAUUUACACUUGAUGCCUUGGAAUAUGGCAACAUUGUUGCCAUGAGCUGUCGUAGAUUUAUUUUAAAAGAAAAGGAUUCGGAUCUUCCAAAUGCUAGGAAGCUUUACAAAUGGUUUUGUAUAGGUGAUGUGUUUUUAAAGAUAUUCUUUACAUUUUUAUUUUUUGUUGUCAUUUAUAUGUUAUUUACUUAAGAAUUAAUAAUGUUUUUCAAA
This is a messenger RNA of Eupeodes corollae, 1558 nucleotides long. Its product is annotated as fatty acyl-CoA reductase wat-like. The transcript is spliced from 11 exons. Bases 74 to 1537 code for a protein of 487 amino acids. The record is from RefSeq and is a predicted model, not a curated record. Gene Ontology annotation, molecular function: alcohol-forming very long-chain fatty acyl-CoA reductase (NADP+) activity. NCBI's taxonomy places the organism in Eukaryota, Metazoa, Arthropoda, Insecta, Diptera, Syrphidae. Gene Ontology annotation, biological process: long-chain fatty-acyl-CoA metabolic process. Gene Ontology annotation, cellular component: peroxisome.